Messenger RNA from Penicillium canescens, 720 nucleotides. RefSeq lists its product as uncharacterized. Lineage: Eukaryota; Fungi; Ascomycota; Eurotiomycetes; Eurotiales; Aspergillaceae. The coding region runs from base 1 to 720 and encodes 239 amino acids. The record is from RefSeq and is a predicted model, not a curated record. The transcript has 2 exons.
AUGAUUCUGAUGAUGAUCGGGGACGUACUUGAAUCCUCUCGUUUGGCGGCGAACUGGCUUAUGCUCACCCAUGAGUGUGUAGGCUGGGCUUUCUUGGUCCUGGGUCUGUCGGCGGUCCCUUAUUUGCGGGCUCACCUGGUUUGUCGCAACCGGAAAGUCAUCCUUUUUAUCCGAAACCUAAUCAUCGUCACCACCGUUCUUAUUGUACCACCGGUAAUCAUCCCCGAUUCCGGCUCGGUCUAUACCACAGCCGUGUCGUGGACCACCGCAUUUAAGAUCAUUGACCGGCUACAGUUGAGGUUGGUUAGCGUCCAGGAGUCUUUCGUAAGCUCUUUCUAUAUCAUUCAGACCACCAAGAUUAUUCGCGUCUACCCCAAGAACAAGCAGGGGACUAAGAUCUUUUUCGAACCGCUCACCGUCAAUGCGAAUUGUAUCCUGACGGAUAUCACAUUGGUGGUGUUCCAAUAUUUGGACUUCUACUUCGCGCAAAUUCUUGUGAAACCGUUUGUGUACAGCGUGAAAUUGGAGCCGAUUUCGAGUGGCGAGGAAGAGAGUUUCCGUUUUUUUUUCGUGAAAAUGGCUUUACGAGUGCUGGAGAGCAUAGUUGCAUUCAAUGCAUGGAAAGCCGAGCUCGAGGGCCGGAGCAAACGCCUUACAGCCCUUGCCGGGAAGUUGACUCUGAGGAUGACACCGAACGGAAAGAAGCAGGUGAAAACUUGA